AUGGGCAAAGUGACAGAAUGUGUUCAUAUUGGUGAUUCUGGCGCUGAAUUUUCGACUCCAGGAAAGGUCAGACCAAAACCCAAGACUGUCCGAAAUGUCGAUGAAGUCGUCGCGGAGCAAAUUCGAUCUAUCAUUUACGAAUUUGCAGAGAAGCGAUUGCAUCUAACAGCUCAAAUCCUGUUCAACACAAUAAGAGAACGCAAGGUCGCUUUCAAUGGUUGUAUCACUACCUUGAAGAAAGUUCUUCAUGAUUUGGGUUUCGACUAUGAGUUGAGAGAUGGUACACGAUUUCUUCGAGAAAAACCGUAUAUUCGCGCGAAGAGGAUUGCGUUCUUGAAGAAGAUGAAGCAGCUGAUAGAUGAGGGCAAGUGUAUCAUCUAUCUGGACGAAACUUGGACCUACCGACGAGGUACUGGAAAAACGAAAGAAUGGCAAGAUGAUGAUCCCCGUAGUUGUUCAAUGAAAUCGGCUUCUACUGGAGAUCGAUACAUCGUUUGUCACGCCGGCGGCAAGGAUGGAUUUGUUCCUAAUGCAUCGCUUUUCGUCCGUACGGUACCCAAUCCCAAGAAAACAGAUGAUUAUCACGGGGAUAUGAACGGACCUAUGUUCAAGAAGUGGUUCACUGAAAAACUGCUCCCCAAUCUUGACAAACCCUCCGUGAUUGUCAUGGAUAAUGCCUCCUAUCAUUCAGUCCGCGUUGUAAAACAGCCUACAUCCAGCUGGAGAAAAGCUGAAAUGCAGGCCUGGCUUGAUGAUCACAAAGUAGCGUAUGAUUCAGAUGCAACUAAGAAGGAAUUGUACGUUCUGUGCCAAGUUCAUAAAGAACCGAUCCGAUUUGAACUGGAUGAAUUCGUUCGUGAAGAGACUGAGCAUGAAGUCGUGCGCUUGCCACCAUAUCACUCUUUCUACAAUCCCAUUGAGAUGAUUUGGUCGCAAGCCAAACGAUACUAUGAUGCUCAUGUUGGUCGCAACAAUGACUUCUCCCUUGCUCAGACUGAUGAGAUCUGGGCUGAAGCGUUGGAAUCAGCAGCUACAGGCUGGAGAAAGUGCUGUGAGCUUACGGAGAAACGGAUUCUUCAAGAUUACAGGAGGGAAGUCAGUGAUGAUUCAGAGGAUAGUUAUCAGAUCCACAUAAUCUGCGAUGAGGAGGAUGACGAGAAGGAUUUCGAUCUGACAAACGUAGAGAUUUUGCAGUUUAAGGAAGAGGAUUCAGCCCAAGAAUCAUGCUUCUCGACUGUAACUCCAACAGAGUUCACGAAACCAUCGAGUGUGCGUCGAUCUCUAUUAGACAUGUUCGAGUCCCAAAUGGAGAUUGGAGAUUCAGAGGAUUCUGAACUGAUUGAGCCUUCCGCAGACCUCGAACCACCAUUGAAGAUGGCCAAGGUCGAGGCCACCAUUCUGGAUGUAAACGAUCAGGGACCAGUGACAUCUCUUCCUACACAACCUGAUUCGUCCUCCCAGACUGUACUCUAUCCUUCACCAGAGACUCAAUCGUGCUUUUUGCUUGAGACUCCACAGUUCUCAUUGCCUGAUACUCCACCAUCUUCAUCGGCUGAAACUCCACCACCUUCAUCCACCGAAACUCCAUCAUCUUCAUCUCCUGAAAGUCAGUUAUCUUCAUCGACUGACGUUCCUCCCAGUCUUUCUCUUGUUGAAACAUGGUUACAACGUAGUGACGAGACGGUCAUUUCGAACGAUGGUGAAGUGGUACGAGUAACAGACUUGAAGAGAUUAUUGCCGGGAUCAUGGUUGAACGAUGUUGUCAUAAACAAGUACUUGAGUCUUCUGGCAAAAAGAAGCGAAGGUGCUGUUCAUGUUCUCAACACGUUCUUCUAUCAGAAUCUUCUUCGUUCAUACGAUAAUGUUUCUCGAUGGACGAAAAAGGUUGACAUAUUUUCCAAAAAAAUGUUACUCAUACCAAUCCAUUCGGGUAAUCAUUGGUGUCUGUGUGUGGUCUAUGUCAAAGAGAAGUCCAUUCAAUUGUAUGACAGUCUCGCUCAGACUUCCACAAACCACACGCAAGUUAUGGACACAAUUCUCUCCUAUCUCGACAAUGAGCAUCGGCACAGAAAAGGUCAAUCAUUGGAUUCUGCGAGAUGGACCACUGAACAAGUCAAUGAUAUUCCUCAUCAAAACAAUGAUAAUGACUGUGGAGUAUUCGUUUGCGUGUAUGCUGAAUAUCUGACGAGGCAUGCCAGCUUCUUGUUCACAGCAAACGAUAUGCCGCACAUCAGACGCAGGAUGAUGGAGGAAAUUGUUUCGUCUGAGUUGUCUUGUACUUCACCGAUGCCAUCGUGUGGAGAAUCUCAACAUUUAGAACAGCCAAUUACAGAACCUGAAUCAACAUUGAUACAAGAUCACCGUUCAUUCUGGAUGAGGAAGGACAAAGUGAUCGAGAUUUCCACUAAAAUCGAUCGCGUUCUCCUCCAUGAAUCGGCGAGGUUCCAUCAGGGAGAUAAGCGCUUCCCACCAGAAAGAGCAAAUUGCCAAUGCACUGCCAAUUCCAUCUGCAGCAUCGUUGCAUUGCUCCUCUCCGAUGGGAAGGUCACUCGAGAUCUUCUUGACAGAGUGUUGGUAGAUGGUGACAAAUAUUACGCUGAUAGUGUAUCUCACAAGGACCCAGGAUAUACCCACUUGUCUCCAGAGGAUCUUCUCACGUCGAUCAUCGCUUGUGGUCAUUCGGUUACAAUCGAGCCUCGGUCGGAAACUUAUGGGCUGUUUUCAUCGGGAACUGCUGUGAAGGACAUCACAGUAGCGAUCAACUCGAUGGGAGAUCUACAUGCAUCAUCCUUGGAGCAUACAGGAUUUUUGUAUAUAGCUGACUCCAAAACCGUUGCAUUCCUCAUCUCUCCAGUGAUCUCGGAAUCAUUACGACGUGUAUAUUACAUGUUCAAUCCACACUCGGUUGACAACAGCAAUUGUCAUCCCCUGAGUAGUCGAAGCAGAGGUGUUGCUCGUCUGUUUCGAUGCUUGUCGACAGAUGCCCUAGCUCGACUGUUGGUAGUUGAUCGUCGUGGAGGUAAUCGUGGAGCUUGGCAGAUAUACUCCAUUAAGAUCACUGAGUUCUCCAAGUGACUAUCUGGCACUCCAACCGUUAGCACGAAAUUGGCUGAUCUUGAGAACGAACGAAGUAGAAUCAUUAAAAAGUUAAGUUGUGGUUUCCAUUUUAUUCCUAGUCUUGAUAAAUCGACAAUAAACAGAAUUUUUCUAAUCAGCUAAUUUUGUCAAAAAUUGAUUUCAGCCAUACGACUCGAACGACUGCGUCGGAAAUGGAAUGGAAGAAAUCCUGUCUUAAGUUAAGUUUUCAUUUUUUCAAUCAUGCUCUUACUUUUCCUCAUAUUGUUGUUUUUAACAGUUUAUUAAUGUUUGAUUUUUUCAAAUUCUUUCAGCUUUCUCGAGCACCAGGCAAAAGAAAUUUCAAAUGGAAUACCUUAAACCUAUUCGUGUACAGCUUGUAGAUUAGAUUUUAGUUUGACUUUCUUCUGUAAUUCAUUCGAACCUAUAGAGCUUAUUUUGUCGGUUCCCUACUGGAGUAAUGUUUGUAUAUUUUGAUAAUUAAGUACUAUGGAUAAGAUUUAAUGAAUUGUAAUUUAUAUAAGUACAAGUGAAGUUAUUGUAAUUUUCUAAAAAGCAUAUAAAUUAUUGUUAUUUCAAGUUAAUGUAAAAUACGAAAAAAGUGUGAUAAAAUCGACGUAUAAAUAUAAAAUUUGUUUUUUGGAGGAUCAUUGAAAAUGAAUUUGAUCUUUCUGUUAUUUGAUAUGAAACGUUGAAACGAAAUGUACAAAUUAUUUUUCACCUAGUUUAUAGUUUUUUCUAUCCCCUUUGUUCUUCCAUUCCAAUUUUCGAGCCUUGUGUCUGAUAGUCAUUAUUGUCAUUUUCAAAAAAAUUCGAAAACGCAGCUUUGCGUGGUUUCUGUCGGUGUGUAGCAUGUAAUAAACUUAUUAUUCAAUCAUUUCAUAA
Messenger RNA from Diachasma alloeum, 3960 nucleotides. RefSeq lists its product as uncharacterized. Gene Ontology annotation, molecular function: nucleic acid binding; cysteine-type peptidase activity. Gene Ontology annotation, biological process: proteolysis. NCBI's taxonomy places the organism in Eukaryota, Metazoa, Arthropoda, Insecta, Hymenoptera, Braconidae. The record is from RefSeq and is a predicted model, not a curated record. The coding region runs from base 1 to 3075 and encodes 1024 amino acids. The transcript has 12 exons.